AUGAGUAACUACGGUAAAGCAUCUGAGUCUACGGGGUUUUUCUCUAAGAUAAGGGAAAACUAUAGUAAUAAGUUUUCAAACCUUUCUUUAACGGCGAGUCAUCCAGAGAAAGAUGGAAAUACAGAAGAUGAUACUUUAAUUCAUAAAGCAUUUGUGAGAUACUUUGACGAGAAAAGGGAACCUUAUCCUGACUGGUUGGGAGUUAAAGUUCCAGACCAACCCCAGACCAAUGGAAGAAGGCAGGACCGUUUUUCUGAGGUCACUUCAGAAUUUCAACCUAUCUAUCACAAUAAUCAGUUCAAUAGCAACUACAAUCAACCGCACACAAGACGUUCUUUACCAGAAAGAAGCCAAAGUUUCGAUAUCAAUGAACAAAAUCAGGGGAACACACAGCUGUCACCGCUGCGACCAUCCUACCAACCCAGGUCUUCGAGCCGCUUACAAGAUUUAUAUAAUAAGUCAAGACAGCAGUCAAUACCAGGUUCUGGAUAUAAUACGCAGCCAUAUCAACCCUCUCCUGCCAGAAGUAACAGCUAUUCCACAACGGGAUCUAGGUUGAGAGAGAGACUUCUUAAUAACCCAACUCAGUUUACACAGACAUCGUCCAGUUCAUCAGCAGGGUCUAACGGGGCAUCCAAAGCUACGUGGGGUAAGAAAUGA
Molecule: messenger RNA, 660 nt
Organism: Priceomyces carsonii
Lineage: Eukaryota; Fungi; Ascomycota; Pichiomycetes; Serinales; Debaryomycetaceae
Gene: MSO1
Product: Mso1p
Exons: 1
Coding region: 1-660 (219 amino acids)
Source: RefSeq, a predicted model, not a curated record